Molecule: messenger RNA, 3495 nt
Organism: Andrographis paniculata
Lineage: Eukaryota; Viridiplantae; Streptophyta; Magnoliopsida; Lamiales; Acanthaceae
Product: 2-isopropylmalate synthase A-like
Exons: 15
Coding region: 371-2194 (607 amino acids)
Biological process (GO): L-leucine biosynthetic process
Cellular component (GO): chloroplast
Molecular function (GO): 2-isopropylmalate synthase activity
Source: RefSeq, a predicted model, not a curated record
UAUGUGUAUAUAUAUAUGUUCUUCCAUUUUUUUUUCUUUUGGAAUAAUAAAUUUUAUUUCCCCUAUUUUCUAUAUGGUAUCAUAGAUAACUGGGGUUUAGGUAAAAUUAGGGUUUAAUUUUCAAUCGCAGCUUUGAGUUCCGCCGCCGCUAGUCCCAACAAUUGCUGCUACUUCCUUUCAAACCCUAAUUAUACCAAACAUCUAGUUUUUCUUCUACUUCAAUUUGAGUUAUCUUUCCCACUAACCAACACCAUAAUUCAUCUCUCAACAUACCGGCGACACCAACCACGAUGAGAGAGCCGUCAUACGUGCCCCCAUGCGCCUUCAUCGGAGGACGACCUAGCACAAUACAAAAUCCACUCUGCACCAAAUGGCAGUUUCCGUCUACAUUUCCCGGCGGCCAUUCACCCCGCAGCCGCUGCCCCGCCGCCCCGCCGCCGCGCUCUGCGCCUCGACCUCAAUCAACUUCCGUCAUGCACCGUCUCUCGUCCGAUGCUCCCUCCACCGCCCCGAAUACAUCCCCAGCCACAUUCCAGACCCUAGGUACGUUCGCAUAUUCGACACCACUCUACGCGACGGCGAGCAGUCCCCCGGCGCCACCAUGACCACCAAGGAGAAGCUAGAUAUCGCCCGACAGCUUGCGCGCCUUGGCGUCGACAUCAUCGAGGCAGGCUUCCCCGCCUCCUCCGACGCCGAUUUCGACGCGGUCAGACUCAUCGCGCAGGAGGUCGGGAACGCAGAGUGCGACCAUGUCCCGGUCAUUUGCGGCCUGGCGAGGUGUAACAAGCGGGACAUCGAUCGGGCUUGGGAGGCCGUGAAGGGCGCGAACAAGCCGAGGAUUCACACGUUUAUCGCCACCAGCGAGAUUCACAUGACUUACAAGUUGAAAAUGUCACCGGAGCAGGUUAUUGACAAGGCUCGGAGUAUGGUGGCUUACGCCAGGAGUUUGGGCUGCGACGAUGUCGAAUUCAGCCCCGAAGAUGCAGGAAGAUCAGACAGGGGUUUUCUUUAUCAAAUUCUUGGAGAAGUUAUAAAUGCAGGGGCAACAACUCUUAACAUUCCUGAUACAGUUGGCUACACACUGCCCAAUGAAUUUGGACAAUUGAUUGCUGAUAUAAAAGCCAACACCCCUGGAAUUGAAAAUGUAGUAAUUUCAACCCACUGUCAGAAUGACCUUGGACUUUCUACAGCUAAUACCUUAGCGGGGGCCCAAGCUGGUGCAAGACAAUUAGAGGUGACUAUUAAUGGCAUUGGUGAAAGAGCCGGCAAUGCUUCAUUAGAGGAGGUUGUGAUGGCCUUGAAAUGUCGGGGAGGUCAAUUGUUAGAUGGUCUUUAUACUGGAAUCAAUACCCAACACAUUACUAUGGCAAGCAAGAUGGUUGAAGAGUACAGCGGCCUGCGUGUCCAGCCUCAUAAAGCAAUUGUUGGAGCUAAUGCCUUUGCCCAUGAAAGUGGCAUUCACCAGGAUGGGAUGCUAAAACAUAAAACAACUUAUGAGAUUAUAUCUCCAGAAGAAAUUGGACUUCUUCGGAGUAAUGAAUCUGGUAUAGUUCUUGGAAAACUCAGUGGCCGCCAUGCUCUAAAAGCCAAAAUAUUGGAGCUUGGUUUUGAUAUUGAUGGCAAGGACCUUGAUGAUCUAUUCGUACGUUUCAAGACUAUAGCAGGAAAUAAAAAGAUUAUCACUGAUGAUGACCUAAUUGCCCUUGUUGCGGAUGAAGUGUUCCAGCCACUAGUCGUCUGGAAACUUGAAGAUGUACAGGUCACAUGUGGUACUCUUGGCCUUUCAACUGCAACUGUUAAACUCACUGAUGCUAAUGGCAAUGAGCAUAUUGCUUGUUCAGUUGGAACAGGACCAGUUGAUGCUGCAUAUAAGGCUGUUGAUCUUAUUGUUAAGGUUCCUGUUACACUCUUAGAGUAUUCAAUGAAUGCAGUCACUGAAGGUAUUGAUGCAAUAGCCACAACAAGGGUUCUAAUUCGUGGUGAGAAUAGUGCUGAAGCAACACAUGCUUUGACAGGAGAAACCAUCAAUCGUGCAUUCAGUGGAACUGGAGCAGCAAUGGAUAUCGUCAUAUCCAGUGUCCGGGCCUACAUUGGUGCACUAAAUAAGCUGGUGGGAUUCUGGGAUCGCUUGGAAACUAGCAACUCUGAUGAUGAUGCAUACGCGAAUCAUUUCUCUUGCAUAGUAAAGCUAUGAGUAUGUCAUUGGAGAAAUUAUCAUUCCUUUCUUCUCAUUUUAUGUGAAGAAAGUUGCAAUGUUUUCAUUCUUCCCUGAUGCAAGAAAUUAUCGGUCGGGGUUGGAACUGAUCUUCCUUCCAGCCAUCAAUGCAACUGUAUUACAUGUCACGGAGAAGCUACAUAGGCAAGGAUCUAUAUGACAAGUUGUUUGGGGUUGUGGAUUUUCGGAACACAUUAGCAUAAAAAAAAUAAUAAUAAAAAAAAAAUCAUCGAAAUUAUAUGUGCAUUGGGACUUUCUUUCUUUAUAUAGGCAUUGUGACUAUGCUCAGAAAAAAAAAGUGGUCAGACCAUAGGAUUCAAACGAAAUGUAUCUGUCUUGUAACUUCCAAAAUAUUAGAGUGUACUUGUCUUGCAUGAUAAUUGUGAUGAGCUGGGUAUUUAACCUUUUGCUAGUGAUUUCAUUCCAUUGUUUUGGUCAUAAAAAAUGUUGAGUUCCAUUGAAUUGUCUGAGGCAAGUAAAGUACAGACAAUGCAGAUGGGUUGAAGACCCUUGUAGAGGAGCUAAAAUAAAUGAUUUAUAUUGAUGGCUGAACAAUUGAAAGUGGUUUACGACUGAUUUCAUUCAUCUUAUGUCUUGGCUUCUUGUUGACUUAACAGAUCAGCAUUCAUAUCACAACCGUCGGCUGAAUGACACCUUUUGUAAUACCCCGGAGUUGGACCGUUGCUUGGCCAACUUCUGUGGAUGAACCAAUGCCAGGUCAUUCGAAGUUGAUUAGAAGUUAAAUGGAUUGAAUAGCCUACUAGAUUCAACAAUGUGCACAUUCAUUUUCGGGAGCUCUACCGAAAGAAUUUUAGAGUUAAGGAACUUGUCCUUAAGUAAUUUGAGAAUAACUCCUCGGAAGUCUCCCAGGGUGCACAUGAGUGAGAACAGAAGCGCGUUGGAAAGAUUUGUGUUGACCUAUGGAGUCAGCCUAUGAUAUUUCGACAUGCCUGAUUUUGCGUGGAUUGCGGACCGAGGUGUUACACCUUUCAACUUGCGCAAUUGGAGAUAAGAAUUCUACAACCCCACCUCUACCAUCUGUCUUCUAUAGGUUUGUGGUGAAAAGGAUGGGUUUCUCUAGGUUUUGUAUGCCUUGUGUUUCGUAUCAAUAUGUUGAAUUUGCCCAAUCACUUAGGCGAACUUCUUUUAAACAAAGAAUGCAGUGUCAACCAAGUCAAGAAAAAAUGCUGGGUAUAAAUGCUAUUUUGUUAAGUUUAUAGUUUAAUUGUUUUCAAGGACUUUGACAAUUUUGAAGUCAUGACUCAUGGAAUAACUUAUGU